Messenger RNA from Didymodactylos carnosus, 486 nucleotides. NCBI's taxonomy places the organism in Eukaryota, Metazoa, Rotifera, Eurotatoria, Philodinida, Philodinidae. The record is from the annotation of a GenBank genome assembly.
AUGGUUCGGGUUUUUAUAAGCUCCACGUUUUUAGAUACGGAAGCAGAACGUGAUUCAUUGAUUAUAAAUGUAUUUCCAAAAUUGCGCACUUACUGUCGAAAUCAGUAUGGUUUAGAAUUUCAGUACGCUGAUAUGAGAUGGGGAAUUCCAGUGGAAGCUGCUGAUAAUCAUCGAGGAGUUCAUGAUUGUCUUAAAGAGCUCGCCUUCUGUAAAAAGUAUUCUGUUGCAACAAACUUCAUAUUACUACUCAGUCAUCGAUAUGGAUGGCGUCCGAUUGCCGAUGAAAUCAAUGAAGACGUUUUUGAUUUACUACGUCAAACGAUUGCCUCACAUAAUCUAUCGAUCGAGUAUACUGAUUCCUAUGGCACCCCGUUUGCUGAUAUUCUAGCUACAUGGUAUAAGUUAGAUACAAAUAGAGAUACACCAUCGGGCAGUGUUAUUGGUGGGUCGUUCUAUAAUGCGAGUACAACUAGGCGUAAAAUCUGA